GUCGUUUCGUUUCUUAAGCAUUGGUUGCUGUUCAAAUAAUUACCCGCGACCAAUGCAAGGAUACGCUCAAACACAUGUAAUUCACUGGAAAACACACAAUAAUACAAAACGUUGUGAAGAAUUCGCCGCCCAUCGUCAAAACAGUGGGCGAAGUUUUUGGCGACGAGGAUGGUGUCGCCUUGAUACAUGGUGGCAGCGGCGAACAUGAGUGCAUCAGCGAGGACGAUCGGUCGACCCAUUUACUGACAGGCCGUUACGCCGAAAACUCUGCAAAUUUAUUUAGCAAAACGGAAAAAUCCUCAGACGGUUCCUCUUGAAUAAUCUUCACAAAGUGGCACGUAUUAUUUCUAAAAACGCUUGUCUUUAGUUCGGCAAAGUUCGCCUUCUUCAGAUAACGCGUGCGAUACUUAAAGCGCAUCGUUAUUCAGUUGGUAAAAUCUUCGUUUAUUUUGAAUCGUCACUGAAAAAUCAACCACUGAAACUCGAACUUGACUGUAAUUUAUUGGCUUACUGAGCUUAUUUGAGCAAUUCAGAAAUGUGAAACAACGACCCUGUAUUGUUAAACUUGUCCAGGUAUAUCAAAAUACGCGAUUCGUUGUUGGAUACAACUUUACAUUUCCUGUGGUGAUUUACGGUUUCCGGAUUGUUGCUCUUAAUAACUGAAGAAAAGUAGUGUUUGUUUAGGAUACGAUUUAUUCGAUAAUCACACUCAAGGUUCCUAUGUUACAUCUUAACGUCAUCAAGGGAAAAGGCAUCGAAUUCUAAUUGUAACUACAAACCAUUGCAUCCUUCAAGUUUGUCCUACGCUUUAUUUGAUGCGUGUCCCAAUAUAAGACGUCUUCUCUUCACCUUCCUGGGUUUGUCGGCAACAUGGCUUAGCUGCCCUUAACAAUCUUCAACGACAAAAGAGAAGAAGGAAAAACGAAUGUGACAAGUUUCUAACGAGACAGGCAAAAUACAAAACUUCGAGACUAUUCCGAUUUUACUAGUCGAAUAAAUCGUUUGAUGAAGCCAGAACCAUCUUCUCAAACUGUAACAUAAAUGUCCUUAUCCAUCGGGGGAAGUACUGUAAUUGAAUCCCCUUGUUUGCCUAAGCAUUUUCGAUAAGGCAAAUCAGCGAUAGAAUCCUUAAUUGGUUUUUCACGAUAAUGGAGAGUAAGAAUCUGCCGUCUUUCUGCUGGCCUUACGUAGACUGGGUUGAAUACGCUAGCGACAAUGCGGUAAAAGUCAUGACACUCUACAUUAUCCUAUUAAUAGCAAGUAUUCCAGGUUCUACUCUCAAUCUCCUGAUUCUCGCCACGAUUUGGAGACGAAGCAGUUUACAAACGCCUUCAAACCUAUUCCUGUGUAAUCUAGCACUUUCAGAUUUUAUCGUAGGUGUUGUGUCUCUUCCGCUAGCGAUCUCGUGGAAGUACGUGGAAAUUUUUGGGAAAAACAAAGAGGUGUUGUGCAGUGUUGGGCUGACGGCUUUCGCGCUAUCAUCUGUAUUUGCAGGAAUCUCUAUACUCACAGUGACCGCUGCAACAGUUGACCGAUACUUAGCGCUAUACCUUCACCUCAGCUACCCCGCCAAAGUCACCACCAAACGGGUAGCUGUGGGCUGCUUGCUCAUGUGGGCCACAUCCCUCGUUACAGCCCUGGUCGUAUUCACUGGGUUUGCAAACUUCAACUACUUGACUAUUGUUAUUUUGCCACUAUGUACUCAAGUCUCCGCUGUCAGCUUUUACAAGAUAUUCAAAGUGAUUAAACACCACCAUACCCAGAUUUCCAGUCUGAGCGCGCAGUUCCAAGCAAGUUCUACUUUGCCCAGCAUGCUCCGCUACCGGCGCUCCGUAAUGAGUUUAGUCUACGUGCAAAUUCUUCUAAUUAUUUCGUGCCUCCCGUUCACGUGCACCAUGAUUGUAUACCAAGUCAAAGGGCCAUCCGUCAACGUGCUCCUGGCCUGGAAUAUCGGCACGUUCUUUGUCUACCUGGCUUCGAGUUUAAACCCAGUGUUAUACUGCUGGCGUAUCAGGGAGGUGCGCAAUGCAGUAUGGGACACGGUGAGGCUAUGGGCGUCACGGACCAGGCACCGACUGUUGGGUAUUGAAGGAGCUGUGAGUGAUCAAUCGGGUGGUACUACCCUUAAUAACACCCGUGGAACUGCUACAGUGAUACGAGUGAAGGAAUCUCGUGUAAAUAACGGCGUCAUAGAGGCGUCACAUUGGAAUAACUCUUGCCUGCGAUGACAACACUCGUGAGGUGGAACUCCUACAGUAAUAAGAGUGACAGAAUCUCACUUGUAAAUCGCGCGCUCUGAUUGGUCAAGGGUCCAUGUGUUAUUAGAGGACACGCGCACGCUUGGCGUCAAAAUGCGCGCGCUCCCCAAAAACUAGAUUGUAAAUUAAGAAAACAUUUUUAUAGUUGUAUAAAGCAAAUAGAUCUCA
Nematostella vectensis (starlet sea anemone) is the source of this 2426-nucleotide messenger RNA. RefSeq names its product trace amine-associated receptor 9. Gene Ontology annotation, biological process: G protein-coupled receptor signaling pathway. NCBI's taxonomy places the organism in Eukaryota, Metazoa, Cnidaria, Anthozoa, Actiniaria, Edwardsiidae. Gene Ontology annotation, molecular function: G protein-coupled receptor activity. Gene Ontology annotation, cellular component: membrane. The transcript has a single exon. The record is from RefSeq and is a predicted model, not a curated record. Bases 1149 to 2228 code for a protein of 359 amino acids.